UUCUCUUCCUUGCAGGCCAUUAGCUGCCUGGCUGUGAUAACAGCUGCUGGAGGGGGGUGGGAGGCUUAUUCUGAACUUCUUAGGCACUCCGAUAUUAAUACCGAUGCCUACUCAGAUACACAGACACCCUGCACACAGCUCUGGAGUGAGAGAGGGAAGACCUCGAGAUGGGAGCACAAAAUUCUCAGCCUUUCAUCGUCCCGGAACAAGAGGAGAUCAUGGCAGAAACUGGCUUCUCCCAAGCUAAUGUCUUACGCCUUUACCAGCGCUUCCAGGCUUUGGACAAGGAUGGAAAGGGCUACCUCAGUAAAUAUGACCUUGAAAAUAUCGGGACUCUAGCUGUGAACCCCAUAGGGGAUCGGAUCAUCAAUGCCUUCUUCCAAGACGGUGCAGAGACCACUGACUUCCGAACGUUUGCCCGUGUCUUGGCCCACUUCCGGCCAGUGGAAGAACCUGGAGAACCCGGGAGUGUCAACAGUCGUCUUAACAAGCUAAAGUUUGCUUUUCAACUAUACGACCAAGACAAGGAUGGGAAGAUCUCGCGAGCUGAAAUGUUGCAGGUGCUGAGAAUGAUGAUUGGGAUCCAGGUGACAGAUGAACAACUAGAAUGCAUUACAGACCGCACGAUCCAGGAGGCCGAUAAAGAUGGAGACGACGCCAUCUCCUUUGAAGAAUUUGCAAAGUCUGUGGAAAAGCUGAACAUUGAACAAAAAAUGAGCCUCCGGAUCCUGAAAUGAUCUGAUGGGCAACGGAGAAUUUCCUCCCCAAACCUGGAAGUGAAUCAGCGAGGUUCCUGAGCAUAGUCAGGAAAUUACAGCAACUGUAUAUGGAUUAUGGGAUCGCAUCUUAACUGACUUCCUCUGUGAUAAUGAGGAAUAUCCUAAAUUUACCAGAUUCACGGCUGGACAUAUAUCUACUACUACAUCUAAGAUGAUACCCAUCCAGGUCUUGUUAGCUCCAUUAUAGAACUUCAACCAGAAGCGGAACUGGAAUGGACAUUGGGCUCGAUACUUUGAAAUACACGGGCUCGAUACUUUGAAAUCCUUUCUCCACUGUCACAAGGAUAUUGUGCAGGUACAGCUGUACCAGGAACUCCAAUUUUGUUUGCUUUGCAUUGAAUGUUUGUUAUAGUCCUAAGUUUCAGGGACUCUGCAGAUAGGUGGCUUCUUUUGGCUGCAAUCAUAGGGCAAGCCACCUGUCAAUUAUAGUUAGGUUACCUGGUCCCGCCCCCUUUUUGGGUUUUAGAGGGAAUAGGAGCCAUCUUGAGUUCAGUCCACACAGGGAAGCCUUUCACACAGGACAUAAUACCAAGAGCUCCUGUAGAAAGCUUCGUCUUCUAUGGCUUGGCCGGGGAGAUAUACAGCCCACAGCUUGGCUGGGGUUAUACAGCCCUACAGCUUCUUUGCUGAGGGACUUCAGCCAGCCAUCACCAAAACCUGAACUCCUUUUCCCCUGGAAGUCUACAAAGCUCUGCUUGGUAAGGGUCACACGCGGAAGCCAGAAGCAGUUGGUACCGGGUGCAGGGGCUCCAUGUCAACAGAGGCAAAGACAGACUGCCCAGAUUAGAAGUUAAGGAUUUCCCCAUUAGUUACAGUUAUGAAGAUAGUGCCUGUUCCCCGUGGACAAGAUUGAGAGAGAGCCAAUAGACUGUUAAGAAAGCUUUAAAGUACCUGUUUGUUUUCAUUAAUAAAGAACUUUGUUGAACUUUUAA
This is a messenger RNA of Anolis sagrei ordinatus, 1711 nucleotides long. NCBI's taxonomy places the organism in Eukaryota, Metazoa, Chordata, Lepidosauria, Squamata, Anolidae. The record is from RefSeq and is a predicted model, not a curated record.